UAUUUUUCAAUGAUUAUAAUCGACCUUCAAGGCAAAACAAUUGCAUCAACCAUCCCUGAAAAUGCUGUUAAUGUGCUUGGGCAAGUUGAUGCAGUCGAUAGUACUGCCCUUGCACGGAACCGCGUACGCCGCAGUUAUUAUUGGGUAGAAGAUGACUCUGACAAAGUGACAAUCAUUGAAAGUGAACACCUAAGACAUGCCUUACAAAAUUUUCGGCAUGAACAGCACGUUAAAGAGAAACAACGCGAACGUGAAGACGAGCAGCGUCAGAAGAAGCGGGGUGAAGAGUAUGCCGAGGAUGAUGAGGAAAUUCAGGAGCAUACACCUUUAUUUGUGCCAAAUCUUUUUGGAUAA
Anastrepha ludens (Mexican fruit fly) is the source of this 354-nucleotide messenger RNA. RefSeq lists its product as uncharacterized. The transcript has a single exon. The record is from RefSeq and is a predicted model, not a curated record. Bases 10 to 354 code for a protein of 114 amino acids. Lineage: Eukaryota; Metazoa; Arthropoda; Insecta; Diptera; Tephritidae.